Molecule: messenger RNA, 1227 nt
Organism: Penicillium samsonianum
Lineage: Eukaryota; Fungi; Ascomycota; Eurotiomycetes; Eurotiales; Aspergillaceae
Product: protein kinase RIO2
Exons: 3
Coding region: 1-1227 (408 amino acids)
Biological process (GO): maturation of SSU-rRNA; protein phosphorylation
Cellular component (GO): nucleus; cytosol; preribosome, small subunit precursor
Molecular function (GO): ATP binding; protein serine/threonine kinase activity
Source: RefSeq, a predicted model, not a curated record
AUGAAACUCGACGCUAAGGCUAUUCGCUACCUCACCUCCGAAGAUUUCAGAGUUCUUGCAGCGUGUGAAGCUGGCAGCCGGAACCAUGAGGUCGUUCCAACACCGUUGAUCUCGCAACUUUCGGGCCUCCGAGGCGGCAGCGGUGUCAAUCGCGCAAUCUCAAACCUCGCGAAAAUCAACUUGAUUGCAAAGGUCAAGAAUGCCAGUUAUGACGGCUACCGACUCGCAUACGGAGGAUUGGAUUAUCUUGCGCUGAAUGCGCACCAAAAGUCAAAGGUCAUCUAUUCGGUUGGUAACCAAAUCGGCGUGGGAAAGGAAUCAGACAUCAUCGUGGUGGCAGAAAGCAGCGGAGCACAGCGCAUUAUGAAAAUCCACCGUCUCGGCCGUAUCUCGUUCCGAACAGUCAAGACAAACCGUGACUACCUACGACACCGCAGCUCAGCCUCAUGGAUGUACAUGUCUCGAUUGGCAGCAAUGAAGGAGUUCGCUUUCAUGAAGGCUCUGCGCGAGAACGGAUUCUCCGUCCCCGAGCCCAUUGCCCAAAACCGACACACCAUCGUCAUGGGUCUAAUCGAUGCUUUCCCUCUGCGCCAAAUCGCAAAAGUCGCCGACCCCGCUGGGCUAUACUCCGAGCUUAUGAAUAUGAUCUUGGAUCUUGCGCGAUAUGGUCUUAUUCAUGGUGAUUUCAACGAGUUCAACAUCCUUAUCAAGGAAGAACUAGACCCCGAAAUGAAGGGCAAAGAGCUCACUGAGGAAGAGGAAGAUGAGCAUAUCCGGCUGGUCCCGGUUCUCAUUGAUUUCCCGCAGAUGUUGUCUGUCGACCACGUUAACGCUGAAAUGUACUUCGACCGUGAUGUGGAAUGUAUCAAGCGAUACUUCAAGCGUAAGUUCCACUUUGUGAGCGACUCAAAGGGUCCUACUUUCGCCGAGGCUAGAAAGAAGCUCCUCAAGAACCCUGGCAAACGUCUGGAUGUCGAAGUUGAAGCCUCAGGUUUCUCGCGCAAGAUGGCCCGUGAGCUUGAGGCUUAUAUGGUAGACGUGGGAGUCAAAGGAGAUGGAGAGGCUUCUAAGGAUAGCUCCGAUGAUGAGGAUGAGGAUGACGAGGAAGAGUCUGGAUCUGAAGCCGAGGAGACCAGUGAUGCCCACGAGACCAAGGACUCCGAAGAUGUCGAAGACAGCACCAAGCGGUUAGAAGAACUUCGAGUCUCGGGAUCGGCGGAGCAAUAA